GCGUCCCGGUCCCGCAGGAGCCGCAGCCCUGAGCGUCCGCGCGCUGCGGGCCGGCCGAGGAGGGGCGCGCCUGGACGCACGGACCCCGGAGCCGCCCCGGAGCAUGUGGAAGCUGAGCCGGAGCCGGGUGCUCUUGGACGAGCCCCCCGAGGAGGAGGACGGCCUGCAGGGGGGGGGGCCGCCCGCCGCCGCCGCCGCCGCGGCCGCGCAGGUUCAAGGAGCAAGUUUCCGAGGUUGGAAAGAAGUGACUUCUCUGUUUAACAAAGACGAUGAACAGCACCUGCUGGAAAGAUGUAAAUCCCCCAAGUCCAAAGGAACUAACUUACGGUUAAGAGAAGAGCUGAAGACAGAGAAGAAGCCUGGAUUUUGGGACAAUUUGGUUUUAAAACAGAACAUACAGUCUAAGAAACCAGAUGAGAUUGAAGGUUGGGAGCCUCCAAAACUCGCUCUUGAAGAUGUGACGGCCGAUCCCCCAGGGGAUGCGGCGAGCGGCCGUCCUCCUCGGCCAGGCUGGGAGGAGGACAGCAAGAGCUGUAGCAAGUACAGCAGCCUGGCGAGCUCAGGGAACAGCUCCCGCUGGAGCCUGCGGUCGGCGGGGAAGCUGGUGGGCAUCAGACGGCACAGCAGAGGCCACCUGACGGACAACUGGGAGGAGCUGGAGUGACAUGCACAGACCCCGUGUCCCCAGACCCCCGGCGUCACCCCCAUGUCUUCUUUCUGUCUGUCUCUGUGCAGGGUCUGAGGUUGCUGCAUCGUGCCGUGUAUGUCUGUAUGUCUGCCAGUCCCCUGGUCUUCCCCGUGUGCCCACGUCUGUUCACCUCCGUGGGCCGACGGGAGAGCCUCAGCAGGUAGCGGCCUCGCUGGGAAGUCUGCAGACGCGGGUGUGAGCAUCUGUGCGUGCCGUCCUUCCCCAGGCUCCCCGUCCCCCACCGGGAUCCCUGUCUCCUGCAUGUGGUGUCCGUGUGCGCCUGUGACACUCGCCCGUAGCUGCUGUGCGGGGCGCUCCUGCGUUGCCAGAAGCUUGACCUCCAGCUGUCAACCCAACCUUCCAAAGGUCAUGUUACAUUGUGUUCACCUGGCAGAUUAAACUUCUUUUCAUGUUAAAUACCAGGGAAGCCGGGGUUACAUCUGAUCAAGCACGAAACGCCACCUCGGCAGAGCAUCUUCAUCUCUGGCCCUGGGAGGAGUCGUCUCCAGGGCGCACGGUGGACGGUUCUUCUAGGGUUUAAUCCUACCUGUCCUGACCUUUAUGUUCUUCUGAAAACAUGUUCUUUGAUUGCAGGUUAAGGAAAACCAUGAAGUGUGGGUCAGUUUUACUUAAUACUCAAGUUGUUUUUGGAAAAUACUAACUUGCUGAUGGAGUUAAAACUGUAUAUAAAAUACUGCAAGUGCCUCUUUUCUAUAACGUCCAGGUGUUUGGUUUCCAAAGCGAGCAAGCUGCCGCGGCCCCGGCUGGACGCCAAGGAAGGGCAGGCCACGCUCUGGGCUCGGAUCUCCUUGGCAGGACGGCCGUGUCCGCAGGCGGCGCCCACGUCAGUCUCAGGCAGUGGUGGUUUGAAAGAGAAGCUGUAGGGGUUUGGGUUAAACACAGAAGCCUCCAGUGACACCUGCACGCCUCUGGUGGGCAACGCGGUCCUCCAGUUGCUCCGCGGGCACAUCUGUGCCGCUCAGCCAGCGCCGGCCCUUGGCGGGACUCCCAGUGGUAAUGUCAUCAGUCUGUCCUCCGUCCAUCUGUCCAUACACCUUUUUUUAAUAGAACAAGUAGCUUACUUGACUGAGUUUUUAAUGGGGGGCCUGUUUUAAGUGGCAUUAAAUUAAUCCGUUUUGUUAGAACCUUGAGAUGCCGGAGGCUGUGUUUUGUGAUGCUGGUGGUGGUCAAGUUAACUAGCUGGAAAGCCUUGUCUCCUCAGGGAAGGGGUUCAGUAGGUAGCCUGUGGCCCCGCUGCCGCUGGAGGCGCAGGGGAGGAAACCCCAGGUCCGGGACUCUGGGGCGCGGGCCGAGCGGAGUCUGGACCCCGAGACCCGCCGCACGUUGCCGCACUCGCGUGUGGGGACGCUAAGUGCCUGUAACUCACCUCCGUGCGAAUCUGUGACGCAAGGCUGGCGACACUCCUUCCUAUCGUUUCUCAAAAUCUGAAGACAAAGCCAGAUCGGAGUUGGAAUAUGCACUGUAAAUCACAUUUUUCUUAUCUACCAAGAUUAAUGUCAAAAUAAGCUUUUUCUUCUGUUGAAUCUGAUUAAAUAAGUAUGUUUGUGGUUUUUAAUGUAUUUAUUGAUGUGCUUUGGGAGAAAAGUAUUUUUUCUUGAUAGAAUUUACCAAAGCAACGCUGUGCUGUUCACAGGUCAAUGAGAACGGGGUUUUUGUCUGAUUCUGUGAACACACGACUUCACUGUGCAAAGGGCGAGUGGUCCGUGUGCCUCCUACUGUGCUCACUUCGUAAAGGACAGUGACUGGCUUCGAAGGAGGUAGAAUUCAUUCUCAGUGCUGAGGUCUUAAAAAAAAAUAAAAGUAUUGUUCAUUUCCUCUUUUGUUAUUAGUUUGCAUGGUUAUUGGCAUCCACUUUGGGGUGAAUGCUUCCGGGGACUUUUGUCACUAAACGCUGAUGGCACUUUUCUUGAUCCCUCAAACCUCAUUUUAAAAUGCAAACAACACAUGUAGACUUUUUCAUAAAUAAAUGGCCAAUUUCAACAUAA
Molecule: messenger RNA, 2694 nt
Organism: Canis lupus familiaris (dog)
Lineage: Eukaryota; Metazoa; Chordata; Mammalia; Carnivora; Canidae
Gene: TDRP
Product: testis development related protein
Exons: 3
Coding region: 104-664 (186 amino acids)
Biological process (GO): spermatogenesis
Cellular component (GO): nucleus; cytosol
Source: RefSeq, a predicted model, not a curated record